AUGCGAAGAGAAACGUCGUCAGCACUCCCUACUCCCACACAGAGCAACCGUCGUAGCUCGGGCCACCCUUCACAACGUGCGGCUGACAGUGACGAUGAGGAAGAACCCUUCAACUGGGACUAUCUUGGACGUAAUGCCUGUUUUCCAAAUAACCUCAAACCCUCCAUUUCGGGCUUUCUUCUUGGCCCACUGUCCGUACAGAAACGUGUUCGUCAGUUGACACAGCGAAGAGCGCGAGAACGAAUAGAUCCAUCCCAACUUGUGCGGCCGAAUGAUCUUAAGGCUACAGAUUUGGGGAAGCAGGAAGAGGCAACUUUAACAACAAUGUGCACAGACAUACGAGCGAAGUUGGUUGAGAUACAACUCCAAAGAGAAUCCUUAGCUCGUGAAGAGCUGUCAAAGAUGGGAGAUGCUACUGAGGCCGAGGCCAUUGCAGUUAUGAGCAAACACGGAAUAUCUGAUAAUGGCGGAAUCCCCCUCUUCCAGUUCUGUAUCAACCCAAGGUCAUUUGGCCAGUCCGUGGAGAACAUGUUUUAUGUCAGUUUCCUAGUCCGUGACGGAAGUAUAGGAGUCUCGAUGGACGGUAACAACCUACCUACACUACUUCCAUCACAACCACUGCUUCCGUCUGAGGCACGAGAACAAGGCAUUCAAAAGCAUCAAGCCGUCUUUGGCCUAGAUUUCGACACCUGGGCUCAACUCAUAGAGACAUUCGAUAUAAAAGCCCCGUUAAUCCCACACCGAGACGAUAAGGCUCAUCAGGCUCCGUCUACUGGCAGAUGGCAUACAUAA
This is a messenger RNA of Trichophyton verrucosum HKI 0517, 792 nucleotides long. Its product is annotated as nuclear protein Qri2/Nse4, putative. The transcript has 2 exons. Lineage: Eukaryota; Fungi; Ascomycota; Eurotiomycetes; Onygenales; Arthrodermataceae. Bases 1 to 792 code for a protein of 263 amino acids. The record is from RefSeq and is a predicted model, not a curated record. Gene Ontology annotation, cellular component: Smc5-Smc6 complex; nucleus. Gene Ontology annotation, biological process: DNA repair.